This is a messenger RNA of Fraxinus pennsylvanica, 3432 nucleotides long. NCBI's taxonomy places the organism in Eukaryota, Viridiplantae, Streptophyta, Magnoliopsida, Lamiales, Oleaceae. The record is from the annotation of a GenBank genome assembly.
AUGGCAGGAAGAUCCUUCAAAGCUUCAGACUCGCAAAUUGGGAGGGCUUCUGUACCUCCUAAUGUGACCUUUGCAAGGCGGACAACAGAGGGGCGGUAUGUCAAUUUAUCAAGGGAUAGUCUUGACAGUGAGAUCACUGGUGUUGAAUUCGCAAACUACACGGUUCAAAUACCGCCAACACCUGAUAAUCAGCCUAUGGAUAUGGAUCCUUCAAUGUCGCAGAGGGUGGAGGAGCAGUAUGUAUCUAGUUCUUUGUUUACUGGUGGAUAUAACAGCGUCACUCGUGCCCACUUGAUGGACAAGGUGAUCGAGUCUGAGACUAAUCAUCCUCAGAUGGCUGGGAAAAAAGGGUCAUCAUGUGCAGUCCCAGGUUGUGAUGGAAAGGUUAUGAGUGAUGGGAGGGGUGAAGAUAUCCUCCCUUGUGAAUGUGAUUUCAAGAUAUGCAGAGAUUGCUUCGUUGAUGCUGUAAAAACUGGUGAUGGGAUCUGUCCUGGCUGUAAAGAGCCUUAUAAGAGUACAGAUUUGGCUGCAAACUCCGCGGAGUCUAGUCAGCCUUUGCCUCUGCCAUCAAAUGUUGGGAUGUCAAAGAUGGAAAGGAGGUUGUCAUUGAUGAAAUCUGCCAACAGGUCCGCAAUAAUAAGAAGCCAUUCAGGGCUGAUGAGGAGCCAAACAGGGGUUGAUUUUGAUCACAACCGAUGGUUAUUCGAGACUAAGGGAACUUAUGGGUAUGGCAAUGCGAUAUGGCCAAAGGAUGGAGGAUUGGAGAAUGAUAAAAACGAUGAAGCGAGUGAGCCUCCUGAACUCAACAAGCCAUGGAGGCCGCUCACCCGCAAAUUGAAGAUACCAGCUGCAAUACUCAGCCCAUAUAGACUCUUGAUAUUUGUUCGUAUGGCUGUCCUUGGACUAUUUCUGGAAUGGAGAAUCAGCCACCCCAAUGAGGAUGCAAGAUGGCUAUGGUUGAUGUCUGUUAUCUGUGAGACCUGGUUUGCAUUCUCUUGGCUACUUGAUCAGCUUCCAAAGUUCUGCCCUGUUAAUCGUGCUACUGACCUUAACGUGUUGAAAGAAAAAUUUGAGACGCCUAGUCCUGCCAAUCCAACUGGAAAAUCUGACCUUCCGGGGGUAGAUAUAUUUGUUUCUACUGCUGAUCCUGAAAAAGAACCUCCUCUUGUUACUGCAAACACUAUUCUUUCUAUUCUUGCUGCAGAUUACCCUGUUGAAAAGCUUUCUUGCUAUGUUUCUGAUGAUGGAGGUGCCCUCCUGACAUUUGAGGCUAUGGCAGAAGCUGCAAGUUUUGCUAAUUUGUGGGCACCAUUCUGUCGAAAGCAUGAUAUUGAACCAAGAAACCCAGAGUCUUACUUUUGCCUGAAAAAAGACCCCUUUAAGAAUAAGGUGCGCCAGGAUUUUGUCAAGGAUCGUAGAAGGGUUAAGCGUGAGUAUGACGAAUUCAAGGUUCGAAUCAAUAGCCUUCCCGAUUCAAUUCGUCGUCGUUCUGAUGCCUAUAAUGCUCGAGAAGAAAUCAAGGCCAUGAAACUUCAGAGACAGACUGCUGGGGAUGAACCAGUUGAACCUGUGAAGGUCUCUAAAGCAACAUGGAUGGCAGAUGGGACCUACUGGCCAGGAACUUGGAUGAUUCCUUCUCCUGAACAUUCAAAGGGUGACCAUGCUGGAAUCAUACAGGUAAUGUUGAAACCUCCAAGUGAUGAACCUCUACAUGGAGUUACUGUGGACAAUAGUCCACUUGAUUUUACUGAAGUUGACAUUCGGCUUCCCAUGCUUGUGUAUGUUUCUCGCGAAAAGCGCCCUGGGUAUGAUCACAAUAAGAAAGCUGGGGCCAUGAAUGCAUUGGUUCGAGCGUCAGCCAUUAUGUCUAAUGGUCCCUUUAUACUUAAUCUCGACUGCGAUCACUACAUCUACAACUCGCAGGCAAUAAGAGAAGGCUUAUGUUUUAUGAUGGACCGUGGUGGAGACCGUAUUUGUUAUGUCCAGUUUCCUCAAAGGUUUGAGGGAAUAGAUCCAUCUGAUCGCUAUGCUAAUCAUAAUACAGUUUUCUUUGAUGUCAAUAUGCGUGCUCUGGAUGGCCUUCAGGGUCCUGUUUAUGUGGGCACGGGAUGCCUCUUUCGCCGGACAGCGCUUUAUGGCUUUGACCCACCCCGAUCAAAAGAACAUUCGGGUUGCUGCAGCUGUUGCUUUGCUCGUCGUAAGAAAAGUGCAUCUGUUUCUUCUGCACCCGAGGAGCACAGAGCACUUCGAAUGGGAGAUUUUGAUGACGAUAUAAUGAAUCCUUCUCUCUUCUCAAAAAGGUUUGGAAACUCCAAUUUCCUUAUUGAUUCUAUCCCAGUGGCAGAAUUCCAAGGCAGACCACUUGCAGAUCACCCGGCUGUAAAGAACGGACGACCUCCUGGCGCUCUUACAAUUUCUAGGGAACUUCUUGAUGCAUCCACUGUUGCUGAGGCAAUCAGUGUCAUCUCAUGUUGGUAUGAAGAUAAAACUGAGUGGGGCAAUCGGGUUGGAUGGAUUUACGGGUCCGUGACUGAAGAUGUUGUGACAGGAUAUAGGAUGCACAACCGGGGUUGGAAGUCUAUCUAUUGUGUAACAAAAAGGGAUGCUUUCCGUGGAACUGCACCAAUUAAUUUGACAGACAGGCUUCACCAGGUUCUACGAUGGGCUACCGGUUCAGUCGAGAUCUUCUUUUCACGUAAUAAUGCUUUUCUGGCUAGUCCUAGGAUGAAGCUUUUGCAGAGAGUUGCAUACCUAAACGUUGGCAUAUAUCCUUUUACGUCCUUAUUUCUAAUUGUUUACUGCUUUCUCCCGGCAUUGUCCCUCUUUUCUGGCCAAUUCAUUGUCGAGACACUAAAUGUCACCUUCCUCACGUACUUGCUCGUCAUCACUCUGACGCUUUGCAUGCUUGCCGUGCUCGAGAUCAAGUGGUCGGGCAUUAAUUUGGAAGAAUGGUGGCGUAACGAGCAAUUCUGGUUGAUUGGAGGGACAAGUGCUCAUCUUGCUGCUGUGCUCCAGGGACUACUGAAAGUGAUUGCCGGGAUUGAGAUCUCAUUUACAUUGACAUCGAAAUCUGGUGGUGAUGAUAACGAUGAUGAAUUUGCCGAUCUCUUCAUCUUAAAAUGGACUUCCUUGAUGAUUCCCCCAAUCGCUAUCAUGAUGACCAACUUAAUCGCCAUAGCAGUUGGCUUUAGCCGAACUAUAUAUAGCACCAUACCACAGUGGAGCCGUUUGAUUGGAGGGGUAUUCUUUAGCUUCUGGGUGUUGGUUCAUCUCUAUCCUUUCGCGAAAGGACUCAUGGGAAGACGAGGAAGGACACCUACUAUUGUAUUCGUUUGGUCGGGACUUAUUGCAAUUACUAUUUCCCUCCUUUGGGUUGCCAUUAAUCCCCCAUCAGGUAACAAUCAAAUUGGAGGGUCCUUCCAGUUUCCAUGA